AUGGAUAACGGAGGGCCCGAACCCCCGCACCCCGAGAUCAACUCUCUCAUGCAGCGCAUCGGCGGGCAAUGGGCAGGCCAUGCGCUGCAGAAAUCCUUCCAACACGAAGUCGCCUACCUCCUCGGGCGCGGGAGAAACACGUCAUUCCCCGGCGCCCAACCCGUCUCCUUCUCGUCGGAACACAUACAGGAACUCAAGAGUCAAGACUACUACGUAUGCGAAAAGACCGACGGCCUGCGCUACCUCCUGUACCUCACGCAAGAUGGCGACAGGGACAUCCACUACUUUAUCGACCGACGAAACGACUACUGGUACGUGCCGAACCUGCACUUUCCGCACCACGAAGACAAGACCUUUCGGCGAUUUCACACCGGCACAAUACUGGACGGGGAGUUGGUCGAGGACAAGUACCCAGAUCGAGAGCCUGUCAUCAAGUUCCUCGUCUUCGACUGCCUGGUCUUGGACAGUGUGGUGUUUAUGCAGCGGCCGCUCGACAAACGCCUCGCCUACUUCCAGACGCACGUCCUCCAGCCGUACAAUGCCAUGUUCAAACAGCACCCCGAAUACACGAGGCCGUUCGUGCUCGAGGACAAACACAACGAGUUCAGCUACGCUCUGGAGAAGAUGUUCAAGGAAGUGAUUCCCAAGGUGAAACAGACGCACGGCAACGACGGCUUGAUCUUCACUUGUCGGGACGCACCCUACAAGAUGGGCACCGAUCCACAUAUCCUCAAAUGGAAACCACCGUCUGAGAACACGGUCGACUUCCUCCUCCGGAUCGAGUGGGCGAGAAUGGAGCCCGACCCGGACGAUCCAGACCAAUCCCCGCAGAUCGACUUUUACUCGUUCCCCGAGAAAUUCUCCCUCUUCAUCCACGUGGGCAGCAACGAGUACUCGUACAUCGAGGACAUGUACGUCGAGCCCCAGGAGUGGGAGGAGUGGAAGAACCUGAACCACCCGCUCCAAGACAUCAUUGUCGAAUGCUACCAGGACGAGCUGCAACGGUGGCGGUUCCAUCGGUUCCGACACGACAAGGAGAACGCCAACCACAUCAAAGUGUUCAAGAGCGUGAUUCGGUCGAUCCAGAGCCACGUGACCGAGCAGGACCUGUUGAACCACGCCCCGGAGAUCAGGACGGCCUGGAAACUUCGAGCCGAGGAGGAGAAGGAAAAGCGGAAGCGACUCGCCGCCGUUAAACAGGAGGGGUGA
Molecule: messenger RNA, 1209 nt
Organism: Fonsecaea nubica
Lineage: Eukaryota; Fungi; Ascomycota; Eurotiomycetes; Chaetothyriales; Herpotrichiellaceae
Exons: 1
Coding region: 1-1209 (402 amino acids)
Biological process (GO): 7-methylguanosine mRNA capping
Cellular component (GO): mRNA capping enzyme complex
Molecular function (GO): ATP binding; mRNA guanylyltransferase activity
Source: RefSeq, a predicted model, not a curated record